Messenger RNA from Seminavis robusta, 2796 nucleotides. Lineage: Eukaryota; Bacillariophyta; Bacillariophyceae; Naviculales; Naviculaceae. The record is from the annotation of a GenBank genome assembly.
UAAAAAAGCAAAAUUUCAAUUGAAUUAUGUAUGCAGGAUGCAGCUGCAUGAUACUACGAGCAGCUACCACGUGGUGAUUCUGUCACGGACUCCCACAGCAAAAAAUGACGCCACAACCUUUUUGGUCUUGGUCCGUGGUUUCCAUCAUGUUCCUCGUUGACUCAAGAUCUACGUGGUGGGAGCGAAUUGCCAAAGAGGACAAUGGCCGAUUGCCAAGGAAGCCAAGCCUCCCCUCGCCACUUGCAGAUAAUAUGAUACUACUUGAACAGAGGAAAUAGACUAUACAACGGGGGUUCUUUAGAGUAGGUAGAUUAUCUACGGAACCGGAGGAAAUUGAUUCUUUUGAUGGAGCCAUUCAUACCAGUGCUUGACAAUGACAUCAGUGUUCCUGUUCCGGAUACUAGUACCACAUUUGCAGAUAAUAACACUGCCAACAAUCAGGAAGUCUGUGAUCCAGUGGCUCCUGAUACCGGUACCACAGUUGAUGAUGGGGACCUUGCGAAUAGAGAAUUGGGUGUUCAAAUAGACAAGAUUUUUCAGGAAGGUCUUUCUGUGGAGGGCCUCCCUCAGGCUUUUGAUGGGGCAGAUCUGAUUGAAAAGCUCUUGGCAGAUGAAAUGGAGAAGCUGUCGGUUGAAGAAAAGGAGCGAACCGCAUUUGACAUCCAUGGGAUGGCCCAUGAAUCUAACGAUCCUGAGAACAUAGAUGAGCUGCUAGACCAAUUGGAGCAGGAAAUCCAAAAGAUACCGGACAAAAAAGCGUAUGAUAAAGCCAAGUAUCUGAAUGAAGAAUAUGUAACUGGUCAAGAGUUUCGGCUCAUGUUUCUUCGCUGCGAUAAGUUUGAUGUCCAGGUGUCGGCACAAAGAAUAGUAACACAUUUGGAGAACAAGAUGGAUAUGUUUGGUGGUGGACCUGCCUUGGCCCGAAAGCUGCGUUUGAGCGAUCUCAAUGAAGAUGAUAUAAAGUCCCUCAAAUCAGGGGCCUGGCAGCUCUUGCCUGGGUGCGAUGCUGCCGGCCGUCUGGUCUUGGCAUUAUCACCUACUUGCAUAGACGGCUCUCUGGCUGUGGAAUGCCAUCAACGUGCCAUUGUGCUUCUCAUAAUGUCCAUUCUCCAAACUGAGAUUGCACAAAAGAAGGGCGUUGUUGUUGUGAUGCGCUGGUCAGGGAAGUCUCUGCUGCAAGUACAACAAAGUAUAUUCACCCAAGCACAGCUAAUGAAUAAACUCAGGCCUGGAAUCCCUCGCAAGAUUGCUUGUGUCCAUAUCCUGCUCAGCCAAAAAUGUCUACGUCCGUUGGUUGAAGGCAUUCGUUGGUUCCUCCACGAGGAACUGAGGAGUCGAAUCCGAGUGCACUUUGGGGACUUUCAGCAGCUCAACUUUGCAUUGCAGACCUUUGGAAUCUCAACAGAUCGUUUCCCAUUCGGUCCAAAAAAUGAACCCAUUGAUCUGGAGCAUCAUCUUCAAUGUAUUCAAAGCUGGCACAAGCAGGAAGAAAAGGGCAACACAAGCAUUGAUAUCAUAGUCCCCCGUCCAUUUGAUGUCCUGUUUGGACGAGGACUUCAUACAAGGAAUCACACCGGCAACCUUAGAGCUGCACAUAUCGCUGACAUGUUUCGAGACAAGUAUGAGGCUGCGGGAAAGUAUGAAAAGACAGCAAUUGCUGAACAGAUUGUCACAAUUAUCCGAGAAUCACACGGCCGUUUUUUGAAAUGGGAAGAUGAUGCAUGGGAAAGAGUGGACCAACAAGAUGUGAGGAACAAGAUUUCCCACUUUUUUCGGAACACACGGAACACAGGUUGCCCCAGCAAAGGCAAGGCAUCCCCGUCUGAUGGCUCUACCAGUGGUUUAGAGACCAGCCCAGAGGGAGAUUCGUUGGCUUCAGCUUUGUCCAAGCGGGCGCAAUCAGAUUCAAGGCAACAAUCGCCACAGCGAAUUCAGAAACGGUGCCAACGGAAAAGCUAACUCUAUGGGUUGUCAAAAGAUGAUAGGUUUGGCAGAUAGCUGGCACGGUUGGUAAAAUGAUUCAUUCGGUUUGGUGCAGUACUGGUACAUUCACAAUUCUCUGGAAGUAAUGCCCUUUUGGCCAUUUUGGUCCGGGUUCAACUGCCAUUUACCACGCGGCCAGCUUGCGAAGUUGGCGCUGAGACGGUAACAAAGUCAAUCUCACGACAGUCGGCAACAACGACAAUAAUACUGUCGAGACACUAUUUGACAACAACAACAGCAUGAAAACGUCAUUUUCGACCGUACAAACAAGCCAGUCGUAUUCGUUGACAAUUUUCACUGCUUCCACACCCCUACUCUUCCAAAAUCCUGUUUCGUGUCUGCUGCUACAAGGUUCUCCCAAGGAACAACCACAAUGGUCGUCUGAUCACGAAAAGCUUUGGUCGCUGACUACACGAGUGAACGCCCUUUGGUCGCUGACUACACGAGCGACGUCUCUUUGGUCACCAGCAAGCGGCCCACUUUUCACUACAAUGACAUGAAAUUCUUCGGCGUGAUCAAGCCACCUAUUGUUGCCUGCGCUUGCUUACAAGGAUCCCAUUGUACUCUUCAACAGCUACAGUAACGACAAAUUGCUCUCCAAUGUACCCACACAAACAACACCGCCUCUACUACGGCAAUGUGCGACAUCUUUGCCUACAAUCAGCCAAACAACCUUGGAAACAAGACGACUGCAUUUUGUUCCUGUAGCCUAACUACCAGGUAUCUACUACUAGUAGAACCGAUUUCUUUGAUAUCCAGCAUGCAGUGCGUUCUUUUAAAAUACACCUAGACUACUAGCCUAGAUAGCCUGGA